Messenger RNA from Schistocerca gregaria, 1106 nucleotides. RefSeq lists its product as uncharacterized. The record is from RefSeq and is a predicted model, not a curated record. The transcript has 4 exons. Lineage: Eukaryota; Metazoa; Arthropoda; Insecta; Orthoptera; Acrididae. The coding region runs from base 53 to 1000 and encodes 315 amino acids. Gene Ontology annotation, cellular component: cytosol; lipid droplet. Gene Ontology annotation, biological process: lipid storage; positive regulation of triglyceride storage.
UGUAGUCUGGUAGGGUCACUGUUUCCUUAACAGUCCGUUUUAGCAAGGUACCAUGUGCGAAUCAACCGUUGUCAAGUCUGAAGAAGGCAGGCCAGUCCAGCCUGAGAACUCUGUUACGGCAUUACCUGCUACUGCACCGGCCCCGUCUCCCGCAGUUGGGAAGGCGCCAGAGCAGACAUACAAGAUAGCUCAGCUGCUGAAACAUUGGCCAGCGGUGGUAAUCGCCGUCCAGAAAAGCAAAGACGCGUAUUGCUCUGUAAAGCAAAAGGCCAGCAUCAUCAACUGGUCACUUAACUUGACCGAAAAAGUAGUUGGUUCGGUUCUCAAACUUGCAGAAAGCAAAGUGAGUAGCUGGCGGCCGAUUAUUCAGUACGCAGACGAAGCGGUUAGCAAAGGCAUGGCAGUAAUAGAAAAGAAAUUUCCCGCAGUGAGGGAGUCGCCAGAAAAGCUGUAUGAUGCUAUCACGCAACACAUAACGAAGAUCGUGCGACCCGCAGUACAUAAAACCGAAGCUAUAAGCGAACUCGGCAGGAAGAAACUCAAUAGGGUUGCUAAAACGAUAAUUAAUAAAUACAGUAGUGUGAUCAGCAUCGUGGACAGCUGGCUGGACAAACUGGAGAACAAACUGAACGGCGCAGAAGCUGAAGUAGCAUCUGACGCGGAGACAGCUGCGGCGGAGGCGUCUUCUUCGGCAGCUGCGGCGCCGACCCAGACCACCAUCGCCAGCCCGACGUCAGCGCCCCCAGCGGGCAGCGUGCGUCAGGCGUUGAGGCUGGGCGCUCGCGCCGCCGCGGCGCUGGCCGCCUUCCAGGUGGGAGCUGCCUUCUGGCUGCUGUCGCGGGCGCCGCUCGUGAGCAGCUUCUUCAGAGAGGCGCCGACCCCCGCCUCUUCGGAGUCUCCGUCUUCAAGCGGCGCGUCACUCGCCAAGCUCCCGGCGCUGACGGUCUCGGAGACGGAACAGCCCCCACUGUCCACGCACUCGCUGCACCAGAGGCAGUGACCGCAAGACUUCUUUCCGUAAUUCGAAACUUUCGUUAAAUGUACAUAGUUUACAAGGCUGCUCUUUCAAAAGUUAUUAAUUGGUGAAAUAAAACAAACUAUUCGCA